CAGCUUUCUUAGUGCGAGAAAGGGCCGAAAAUCAUUACGUGUUCUCCCAUAGAGCGUAGUAAAUGCCUGUGAAGGCAGCAGGUAUCUCGAACGCAAACACUCUGAGAAACUACCGCUCUUAAGGUCUUUGGGAAGUCCUACGUCUGGUUCCUUCUCCAGCAUCGUGUUUUAUCCUCUUUCACUGGGAGGCUUGGAGCGUGGAGGGGAAGGCUAGUAAGCUAGAUGGCGCAGUUGCUCAACACAUUUCUUGGCAAGCUCCAGAGCCCUGGGCCAGGUAGAAAGAAGACCCAAACCUUAAACCGAAUUUCAGGAUUAAGCCACCCAUUCUCCAGCCGUCCUAAGUAAAGCUCCGUGAGUUUGAUGGAGCGUCCCACAUCCUGACACCCCCAAGGGAAGGGGUCUGGAACCGGGGUUCUUUCACUCCCGCCACUAUAGCCAAGCUUGCAGCCCCUGGGAGUGACCGUCGCAGCGGGGUCUGGGCUGUGUGUCCAGCCAACCAGGCAAGGCGACCAGCGGUGCGCGCGCGCGAUCUGGCAACUAACGCGGGCUGCCUCGCUGACCCCUCACUCAAGCCUGGAUCCUGGGACGGUCCCCUGGUCCCUGCAGCCUGCGUCCGCCGGGACGGGGCGCAGGUAAAGGGUUACGCGUGGCUGGGAGGCUCGCCCGCUGCCCGCCCACGUGACGCGCCGGCCCAAUGACCGCGGCCCGGCUGCGGCUGCAGCGCGGCGGGCUCCCGGCGGCGGCACUGAGCCACACUCGGCGUGUCCCAGCGCGGACGCCCGAGGCCCCCCGAAGCCAUGGGCGCCCCGACCCUGGAGACGCCGCCCCGCCGCAGGAAGAGAAGUUAAACACCCAGAGAAGCCUAAUGGACAAGCUCCCCAGCAGAUGGUAACAAAAAAUAAUCCAGAUGGGGUGCAAGUGUUGUAAGAUGAUACAAAGCUAUCUCUUUGAUCCAGUUCAAGUGCCCUCUCCUGGUUUCGUCAACGAAGUCAACAACUGCAGGUUGGAGGAGGAUGACACUGUCAGACUAAAAGGCACCCAGAACAGUGAGGUUGAGGUGCCCAGGAAUGCCCUGCAUGGUGGGAGCCUGACCAAGACGGAGAACAAAGACGGUACAGCUGGUCUACCUCGCCAAGGCCCGCUCCCUCAGGAGGACUCGGAAGAGAGACACUGUGCGGAGAAGCAUGGUAUUGUCAAUGGUAUCAGCCCCACUGCCACUCUGCAUUUGGUCAGGAGUCCCAGGCCGCACCAGGUUGAUGGUGUCUCCUGGGCCAGCAGCUCCUGGGCAGGUACCAUAGAUGGCACUCACCCAACUCAACCCUUCCUUGAAGGGGAGGACUGCAGGAAGCAGAGCUGCACCGUGCCCACCUCGGAAGAGACCCAGAUGGUGGGGCGUGGAGACUGCAGGGCCCCUGCUGAGGUCUUGGCAGGGGCAGACCACGUCCUACACAUACCAGCCCCGGAUUACCCCCAGCUCUGGAGCCCCACACUAGACCAUGCAGACCCUGAAGAACAGGAUUGUCUUUUUGAGAACCACUCUGAGGUGGAGCCCCUGCCGGGAAUUCACCCCAGGGUGAGUGAGCAGGGUCUGAGCCUGCCCUUCUCCCUGAAGAGAAGCUGGGACUCCCUGAAUGAGGCGGUGACUACGGAAGUUCUGAAUGUCUACUUUAAAGAGGAGGGUCCCGCUCACCCCCCGCCAGCGGUUGAUCGUCGAAAUGAGCCGGAAGUCCCCCGCACCUACAAUGAGGACAGAGAUGGGGUGGUGGUCGAUGAGGACGCUGAGGUGGCCGAAGCCCUGGCAGCAUUAGAAGCUGCGACUGCAGGAGAAGAUGCAGAGGAGGCAGAUCAGGGGGAGCUGCAGUCACACUGAGCAGACAGAGAGAGGCGAAUGGAGCUAACCACUCUGCAGGUGUGCCCAGGCAGCCUCACCAGCCACACCACGUGUUUACAGCCGUUCUCUUCCCAUCGCCAGGACCUGCGCCACCCUGCCUGCCUGCUUGCCAUGUGCAGCAUCCCUCUGGGUAGCUGGACCCUGAUUCAGAACGCUAGGAUCAAAGUCAGCGUGGGCCUCCGUGUCCAGGUCCACCACACACAUGCAGAAGUUAAGCAGCUUGCUUGCCGGCCCUGGAAGCUCCCCCAGAACAUCUGUCCAGAUGUGCAUGAGAAUGCCCUGAUAUCCCCACACCUGAUCCCGGGGGCACACAAAUAUGGGCCAUGCUGUUUGAAUGUAUUUCUUUACCUUGUUUUUGAGAGCCAAAUAAUUCACCCAACCUAGAAAGGGUAACUAUCCACUUAAAGUGCCUACUGUGCGCCAGAGCUUAACUUCAGGGACAGUCACCCAGGGAUCGACUAACUAACCACUUGUUGAAUGUCAGGUUAAGCUUUGUGGCCUUUCGGGGUGGGACAGAUGUGACCAGUGAACCAAUGGUUAGGCCUCAGCUGUGCUAUGAAAACACCUUGACCUUAACUUUUUUUACACUAUUACUUUUUAAUCUCCUUUGGGAUGCGGGAGGCUGGCCAAACUACUUCUUAAAACUAGUGUCGUGCUUUAGUUUCAAGUUCAUGAGUGUCUUGGAACAGCAAAGCCAUUUACGGAGGUGUUUGGGUCAUUAAAUGUCUGGUUCCCAUUAAAGCGUCAUAGCAUUA
Messenger RNA from Peromyscus californicus insignis, 2646 nucleotides. It is a transcript of the gene Pgcka1, whose product is annotated as chromosome unknown C4orf19 homolog. The transcript has 4 exons. Bases 908 to 1870 code for a protein of 320 amino acids. The record is from RefSeq and is a predicted model, not a curated record. Lineage: Eukaryota; Metazoa; Chordata; Mammalia; Rodentia; Cricetidae.